Artibeus jamaicensis (Jamaican fruit-eating bat) is the source of this 7104-nucleotide messenger RNA. It is a transcript of the gene ZNF248, whose product is annotated as zinc finger protein 248. Bases 457 to 2217 code for a protein of 586 amino acids. The transcript is spliced from 9 exons. Gene Ontology annotation, cellular component: nucleus. Lineage: Eukaryota; Metazoa; Chordata; Mammalia; Chiroptera; Phyllostomidae. Gene Ontology annotation, molecular function: DNA-binding transcription repressor activity, RNA polymerase II-specific; RNA polymerase II transcription regulatory region sequence-specific DNA binding. Gene Ontology annotation, biological process: negative regulation of transcription by RNA polymerase II. The record is from RefSeq and is a predicted model, not a curated record.
UCGGGCUAGCCCUUCCGGGCCUCCAGCCCUCUGGGGGAAAUAAUCCCAGGCCUCCACGUCCACACUGCAAGGAGGGUGGAAGCGAGGGCCGCUGGGGCCCACACAGUUCAAGGGUAAGCCGGUGUCCCUUGAUAGGGAGAAGUCCUACGAACCCCAGCGAGACUACAGGCGUCUGCAGCACUUAAGCUGAAGGAACGUCAGGUGGGGACUUCCCUGUCCAAAGAGUAUCCUGAAGCCAUGGACGGCUGUGUGAUGUGGAAAGUCUGGGACAAAUUUCAGAAGAGAGAGAGGUUUCUUGGAUUAUUUGACCUCAAGGGAUCAAUGGUGUUAGCAGACCUAAAUUGAUAAUAAGUCAGUAAGAAACAAAUGUUUACAUUCACUCAGUGAAAAAUAUGUCUAAGCUCAACAUAUAUUGGAGCUACACAUGGACAUCACUGCUUUCUCCAAGAACAGAAAAUGAACAAAUGCCUGGAGCAUGCUGUCUUGGUUACUUGUAGCUUUGUGGAACCAGUGUCAUUCAAAGAUGUAUAUGUGGACUUCACCCAGGAAGAGUGGUAUCUUCUGGAUCCUGCUCAGAAGAUACUACACAGAGACAUGAUGCUGGAAAAUUAUAGCCACCUCGUCUCAGUAGGGUAUUGCAUUACUAAGCCAGAAGUGAUCAUCAAGAUAGAGCAAGGAGAAGAGCCCUGGAUACUAAAGCAAGGAUUUCCAAGCCAAUGUCACCCAGAAAAUUGGAAAGUUGAUUACCUGAUAGAGAACAGCCAGGAAAAUCAAGAUGAACAUUUUUGGCAAUUUGCUGUCACCACCAACGAAACAUUAAGUGGUGAUAGAGUAAGGAAAAAUUUCAGUCUGAGUACAGACUGUGUUCCUUCAAGAAGUAUUUCAGAUGAGAUAUGUGACUCUUGUGAAACGAAUUUGAAGAACAUCUCAGGCUUAAUUAUUAGUAGAAAGAACUAUUCUGGAACAAAGCCUGAUAAGUUUAAUUUAUAUGAGAAAGUACUUUUUGAUAUUAGGCAUGAGAAAAUUCCUACUGGAGAAAAAUCUUAUAACUAUAAUCAAAAAAGGAAUAUCCUUGGUCAUUUCCAGGAUCUUACUCAACCAAUUAUUGACCAGCCUUUUGAGUAUACUGAAAAUGGACAAAGCUUCCAAGAGGAGGGAGCAUUUUUCUCAAACAAGAAAGCUCAGAUAGGAGGGACACUCUGUAAAUAUAAUGAAUGUCAAAGAACCUUCAUCCAAAGUUUCAAGCUCAAUUUAUCUCAGAGAACUCAUUUGAAAAGAGAACCAUAUGUAUGCAGUAUCUGUGGGAAUUCCUUCUGUAUGGAUUUAAGAUUGGGACAUCAAAAAGCUCUUACAGGAGAGAAUCCUUAUGAAUAUAAUAAAUAUGAGCAAGUUUUCUGUGAUAAUUCAACUUUCAUUAUCCAUCAGAGAACUUAUGCAGGAAAGAUUUCCCAUGAAUAUAAUGUAAACCAAAAAACAGGGGUAAAAUCAGCUCUCUUUAAACAUCAGGUAGUACAUAUGGUGGGGAAACCUUAUGAGCACAAAGGAAAUGGAAAUAAUUUCAACAAGAAGUCACAUCUCACCCAACCUCGGAGAGCUCACUCAGGACAAAAAAAUUUUGAAUGUGCCGAAUGUGGGAAAACAUUCUGGGAGAAGUCAAACCUCACUCAACAUCAGAGAACACACACAGGAGAGAAACCCUAUGAAUGUGCUGAAUGCGGGAAGUGCUUUUGUCAAAAACCACACCUUACCAACCAUCAACGAACUCAUACAGGAGAAAAACCUUAUGAAUGUAAACAGUGUGGGAAAACAUUCUGCGUGAAGUCAAACCUCACUGAACAUCACAGAACACAUACAGGAGAGAAACCCUAUGAAUGUAAUGCAUGUGGAAAAUCCUUCUGCCACAGGUCAGCACUAACUGUACAUCAGAGAACACACACAGGAGAGAAACCCUUUAUAUGCAAUGAAUGUGGGAAAUCCUUCUGUGUGAAGUCAAAUCUCAUUGUACAUCAAAGAACUCACACAGGGGAGAAACCCUAUAAAUGUAAUGAGUGUGGGAAAACAUUCUGUGAGAAAUCAGCUCUUACUAAGCAUCAUAGAACUCACACAGGGGAGAAACCCUAUGAGUGUAAUGGAUGUGGGAAGACCUUUAGUCAGAGGUCAGUGCUCACUAAACAUCAGAGAAUUCAUUCAAAGGUGAAAGCUCUUUCAACAUCCUGAAUAUUCAGAAACUUUCAUCCAACCUUUCAAAUUCAUUAUUUAGCUUUUUAAAAUGAGAUUAAUGAAACCCAAAGCAAAUUACUCAAAAGUUAUUGUACUUUAGGUAACCUAUAUUAAAAUGAAACCAUAUUAAUGUUUUAAAUAUGUAGAAGAAUUUAGAAAAACUAAAUUUUUGUCAGAAAAUUUAUACUGAGGGAAAAUUUAUUUAAGUAAUAUGGUAAAGAUCUUCAUACAGAAUUUAUGUUGCCUGUCAUAUUCCAAAUGUGAUGCCAAAAUUUUAAUGUAAAUAUAAUGUGUGAUAUUCAGUUAUAUUGGUAUUCAAAGUGUAAUUUGAGGCUUAAAAAAUGUUGAAUAAGUGUAGCAUUAAACAUUUAUGUGAAGAGUCCCUAAUGUGUGCAGGCCUUAUUUAAGUAAAAGUAUUCUAAUAUAACAGAAAUUUGAUAUAUGCUUAAUUUGUACAUUAGAUCCCAACAUGCUUGUGAAGAGAAAGUAUGAACAUUAGUUAAACACCUAUUGUGGUCUAUAUUAAUAUUUCCCACACAAAAUACCACUGUAUCUUUAUAGGUUGACAUAAUUACACUAUGUACAUAUAAAUAUAUUUAAACACGCAUACACACAUAUAGUGAUGUUCUAGAAUAAGAUCAUACUGGUAUGGAAGUACUGCUGAUUGUCAAGUUUUCAGGUAUUUUGAACCAGUUGUUAAACAUAGUCAUUGAAAAAUUAAAUUAUAUAAAGUUACAAUUAAAUUAUAUUAAAAACAAAAGUAAUAAAUAUUCAACACAUUACUUCCUAAUUAUUUUAUAACAUUUUACUAUUGGUUCCUUAGGUUACCUAUAUUAUUGAAUCUACAUAGAGAAAAUAAUGUAUAAUAGUGUGCUACUGCACAAUCUCUUUCUAACUGUACAUUCAGUUCCAUCAUGUUUGGUAGCUUUACUUUAGUGGAAAUAUUUGCACCAUGGAAAUUGGCAACCUCUACAACUUAGGAUUAUUUUCUCAUGGAACCUAUUGUCAAAUAUUUACCAGCACAAUAGGCUAUAAGAAUAUAUAUAUUUGGAAAAUUUAAGGUACAAACCACACACCCUUUCUCUUCUUUCCUUACAUAAAUACAUGGCGAUGGCCAUUAUUGCUAAACUGCCUCUUCAAUAAAUAAGGUAAAAUAAGAGGUUUUUAACUACCUCUGCUUCAUUUCUAUUCUUAGUACCUGAGUCUUUUUAAAGUGUGGCCAGUAUACGUUAUUUUACAACCACAUCACCUACCUUCUGAUUUUUUUUUUUUUUUGGCGUAUAUGAAUGAGCAUAGCCAUUAUUACUGAACUACUACUUCCAUUAAAAAGCCAAACUUUUGCCCUGGCUGGUGUAGCUCAGUGGUUUGAGCUCGCGCCUGUGAAGCAAAGGGUUGCCGGUUUGAUUCCCAGUCAGGGCACAUGCCUGGGUUGCAGGCCAGGUCUCCAGUAGGAGAUACAUGAGAGACAACCACACAUUGAUGUUUCUCUCCCACUUUCUCCUUCCUUUCCCCUCUCUCUAAAAAUAAAUAAAUAAAAUAUAUUUUUUAAAAAGCCAAACUUUUUUCCGAGGUUUUUAUGCUGCUUCUUGGUCAGUGAGUGUUGUAAUUGCUGUUAAUAAUAAUGAUAUUUCCAUAUAUUUCACAUAGAUUAACAGCACUUAUAAACAGUAAUACUGUUCUGUAUAAAUAAAUAGUAGUGACACGUGAUGAAAUGCCUCUUUUAUACUCUUGCAAUUUCAUUGCUGUAUCUAUUUAGGCAUGGUAUGUGUAACCUGAGUUGCAUGUAAUCCAGGAACUAUGUAUUUGUUUUUCAUAUAAUAGAAUAUCAUAUAUUCUCUCUGUUGCCUUUGUCCUGCUGUUCCCCGUGUUUCAUUGCAACAUGUUGAUAAGCAGUUCCAGAAGACUACUUUUUAACUGCUGGGCUCUGUUAUGUCUUUGUUUCAUUCUCCCAGAUGACAAAAGGGUAAAUCCAGAUUAGUCUGAGUUAAUCAUGGAUAUUCUAACAAUUUUGUUGGGUGGCCAUGUGAGCAAUGAAAUGUUUGAAAAAUAUUCUGCAGUGCUUCUGGGAAAGAUCUCAGCAAUAAAAUAUUGCUAGGACAUGAGAAGACACGUGUCUAUUCUACUGCACUUUUUCAUGUCUAUAUGUAUAUUAUAGUUUGUGGCCCCAAAGGGCAAUAGCCUGAAGAUAACAGUACAGAAGAUGGGAAAACCCUGGCUUGGAGGUGACAUCCACUGAAAUGUGCAACUUCAUCUGAUCUUCUGUCUGUGAGGACCUUAUGAUAAUGAGAUAAUAAUGGUUUUGUAUUUAUUCUUAGGGCUAUUACUAAGAGCUGAAGGCAUUUCCCCCAACAGAGGUGAAUUCUUUUCUCAGUGUUAAUGUUCUAUAAAGUGAUUUUUGGGAAGAAUUAUUUCUUUCGACAGGUUAGUAUAAGGAUGGGUCUUGUGUCAGCCAUGGUUCUAAGGAAAAACACAAUUCUAGAAGAUUUUAAUGGCAGACUUGUAGUGGUGUGGCCCGGACCUUGUAGCCCAGGCACAAGGGCUGUUCUGUUGAUACACCUAGAGACUAGAAUCGGCAGGAAGCCAUGGUUACCAUUCUAAAUCCUAAAGGGGCAAAGGAGAGAAACAAGUGUUACCAGAGCCCAACAAAACUUGGUCUCAUGAAGGAGAGGCCACCAUAUAGUAGAUAUUGUCACUACCAGAAAUAUGACACCAAAUUGCUGGUGCCUCUUGGAGAACCAAGCAGGUGCCAUCUGCAGGUAAGCCCAUGUAGGCACAGAGAAGAUCAGGUUGGAGCCAGUGGAGAACAAGCAGCACAAUAUUUUUUAAUUUCUGUAAAUUCCUAUGUAAAGUCUCAGUAUUAGAUGUUUAUUCUACUAGUUGAAAAUUGAGUUUCUGCUUUGUAUUGCUUUGGAGUCCUAAGUAAAUUCCUUUUGGAACUAAGCAUUGUGGCAGGUGUGUAACCUUUAACAUGCCUGAAGCAGACGUCUAUAUUUGCAUUAUUCAUAUAUCUGUCUGUGGUGUUUUUUGUUACAUGUAGUGUGAAGUAAGCAGCUCUAUAUUCCAAAUAAAUAGCCAGUUGUCCCUGCACUGUUGAUUUAUUCACCCUUUCUCUUGUUGGCUUGAUAGGGCAUUUUUAUCACAUCCUUACAUUUGGUGUUGUCCAAAACAUUGACAUAUGUGGUGUAUACAUUAUGGACCAAGGCAAAUAUCAAAAGGUCCUUGGUAUUUGAUCUUGUCCAAAACAUCCAUGGCGACCUAUGGUCCACACCAAAAUGUCUUUGGUAUUUGGUCCUGUACAAAACAUCCAUGGAGGCAUUUGGUCCUGUCUAAAAUGUCUGCUGAGACAUUUGGUCCAUGAUUCAUUAAAUAACACAUUUAACUUUGUUAAAAUUUUGUUAUAAUUUAUGAUGAAUUUCGUAUUUCACAUUUAUUCUUAUUUUUCUUUGUCAUGAAGUUUGUCAUAUAUUUACUCUUAAAAGCCAAUGAGCAAUUGUUCUCAAGAAUAUAUCAACCUGAUUAUUGGCUUUAUAUUUAUUAUAUCUGUUAACAAUUUUAGUUAUACAAAUUUGAUUUUGUUGAUAUCAUUGUGAAGUUGGUGACUGUAUUUGACCAUGACCACCAAGUACCUGUGUGAUAACUUUAUUGCUUUGUUGUUUAUCUUUUGAAACGUCAGUAGAUCUCCAAAUUGAAGGAUAGUACUCCACCAUCAGUUUUGAGAUUUGUUAUGCCACCGUUCCACUGUGUUGUUUAUCCCGUGAUCAGCCUUCAGUACUGUUCUGUAUACAUUCCAAGUUUCUGGUAGAAGUCUCGAAAGAUUCUGGUCUAGUGCCUCUGCCACACCUUCUAAGGACAUACCCUCCUCCAACAUAAUCUUUAGGUCACCUAAAUUUUCUUCUGCAUUCUCCAUAAUGUACUUAAGUUUUAUUUAUAUCUUCAAAAGGUACAAAUUGUCCAAACAACAUGGAUACACUUACAGGAGUUACUUUUUAUUGUCAUUUACUUGCAUGUUAGAUCCCCCCAAAAUAUCUGUUUACUACAGUGGUUGUGGAACAACUAUCCUUUUACUUGCACAUUUUCACUUAAUGGUCAAAUCAUAUUUAUAUUUUCAAUAUCAAAAUCUAUCAUGCACAAUGAAGGGUUAAUGCGAUUUCUUUCCUGUGCAAAUAUAUCUGAAAGUGGCUCCUCAUAUUUUACUGUUUGGGCAUUAAUCAGUGGCUAGUAUAACCCAAUACUACACUAUGUAUAGUAAAUAACUGAACUGUGUUGAUGCUCUAUUGAGGGUGCCAUCACUGAAUAAUGUAGUACUGGCACUUAAAUAUUGCAUAUUGUCCAAAAUUGUAUAAAUAAAAAUUAUUACAUCAUCUCAAGAACCAGAAUUGUGCCUAAGAAGUGGUUCUUCAUGUUUGAUCACUUUAUACUCCUCUGUAAUUCUACCUUCAUGAAAUAAAGUUGAGUUUGGUGGUCAGUGUCUGUUUUUAAUCUUUAUGUGCCUCAUUAAUUAGUUUUCUUCCUGGUAGUAUUAACAGGAUCUCUUUAUGAUGAGUAUCAUGGAGAACUCUUUGAAGUACCUCUGAUGAUAUUACAUUUGGCUCUUCUUGUUUUAACUUACCCUGGGUUUUGCUUACUCUCCUGUCAGUACCAUCUUUCUCUAAUGUUUUCCAUUCCCAUCUUGAAUAUUAUUCAAAUCCCGAAUAGUUGUGCAUCAGGCAUUGCAGAUUCUCCUAUCUUCACAGUACCAGUACCCUUUAGUACUAUCUUUGUAAAAGGAAUAGAAAUAGCAGCAAAAACUUGUAAUAAAGUAUUGCCUUUAUAUGUGAGUAUACUAUUUCUGCCAUAUUAUGUGGAGAUUUUUCAAAUAAGGCUGUCAUUUUGAUAAGGAACAGA